This is a messenger RNA of Sphaerodactylus townsendi, 9060 nucleotides long. RefSeq names its product lysine methyltransferase 2B (gene KMT2B). The coding region runs from base 493 to 8448 and encodes 2651 amino acids. The transcript has 37 exons. NCBI's taxonomy places the organism in Eukaryota, Metazoa, Chordata, Lepidosauria, Squamata, Sphaerodactylidae. Gene Ontology annotation, molecular function: histone H3K4 methyltransferase activity; DNA binding; protein binding. Gene Ontology annotation, biological process: positive regulation of DNA-templated transcription. The record is from RefSeq and is a predicted model, not a curated record. Gene Ontology annotation, cellular component: histone methyltransferase complex; nucleus.
GUGUUUAAAGAUGGCGGCGGCGGCUGCUGCGGGAGGCGGCGGCGGCUGCUCCUGGGCCUCGGUGCCGCGGGGCCGCUUCCCCAGGCCGGCUAAGGGCAGUGUUGCCGCGCGUAGCCCGGCGCCGGAGUCGCGCGCAGGCACUCUCUGCUGGCGCCGCAGCUCCUGCGGGUCGCCUCGCCGGACGGAGAGAGGGCCGCGGCGGCGGCGGACGCCACCCUGGGGAGCCUCCUGGGCCUCGGACGGAGCCUGCGCCGCCUACAGGGCCUGCUGGGUGACACCAGCAGCAGCGGCAGUGACGGCGAGGAGGAACCGGAUGAGUUUCUGGGCUUCCAUUCAGAGGAUGAGGCCUCCAAGAGCUCCCUGCGUGCCGCUCUGCGGUCUAAAAGAGGUGCAUCUCUACCUGCCCGCGGGAGGAAGAAGAGGACGCUCUCUGAGGACGCCCGUUCCAAGCGAGUGGCCAAGCAGAAGGCUGCGGAGUCCCAGCGGGAGCGUAUGGUGAAGGCUUUGUCUGAACUGCUUCAGAAGACCAAGGCGCCUCCAGCCCGGUUGGGCAGGCCCCCAGGGUCAGGCCCCAAAAUAAGCAAGAUGCUUCCCGAGCAGAACAAACUUGGCCCAGAGGCAGGCGAUUCCUUAAAAACUACCCUCUCUCCCACCCUUCCUCCGCAGACGGGAAAGAUCCGCAACUCCACGGCAUCCUCCAGGCCACGUGGGCGGCCCCGGGGUUCCUUCACCAAGAGACCCAGGACCACACCUGAACCUCCUUGCCAAAGAGUCGACGCUCCAGAUCCCCUCCCUGAAACGGGGCGCGGCAGCCCUCCCGCUUCGCCCCGCCAAGAUGUCAGCCCCUCCCCGCCAUCCCCCGAACCUUCGAAGAAGCCCCCGCUCAUCCUGAAGUUCUUUUCCAAGUCCAGGCGGCACAAGUCAGGCAAGUUGGUGGUGACCCACGUCCGGUUAAAGGGCCACAGGCGGGGUCGCAAGAGGAAAUGGAGUGUCGUGCAGAAGAGGAGAAGCUCCCCCCUUCCUUCCCUGUCUGUCUCUGGGUCGGAGGCUCCUUUGUCGGAGUCGGAGGCUUCCGCCCCUGAACCGGAACAAAAAGAGGUGGCUUCCGCUCCGGAGUUGCAGCCGGAUGUUCCCGCUGCAGGUCAGGAGCUGCAGCCAGAACUUCCUGAUUCGAAGCCAGAAGCGCUUCCUGAAGUGGUCGCUCAGGAGCCAGAGGAACAACCAGAGGCUCCACCCGUCGAGGCAGAAGUCUCUCAACCAGAAACGGAGGCCCCAACGCCAGGAGACGGUGUUUCUGCUUCACUGAACGAACUUUCUGGGGAUCAAGAGCAACAGCAGCCCAAUUCGCAGAGCGAUGGGACGAGAGCCACUCCUGAGGAGGGGUCUUCCAGCAUUGCCCUUUCCACUCGGGCGCAGUGUUCCAAGCGGGGCCGUGGCCGGCCACCCUUGACCGCUUCCCAGCGGGCUCAGCGGAUGGCGUCUCAGCAGUUGCCGGCCAAGGCCCGAGAGGAUGCUUUGGCCGCCGCCCAGCAGGCCAGCAGCCCCGGAACUGAGGAGACCCCAGCUCACAAGGCCACGUUCCUGAAGAACAUCCGGCAGUUCAUCAUGCCCGUGGUGAGCGCUCGCUCGUCGCGCCUCAUUCGCACCCCUCGCCGCUUUAUGGACGAGAUCCCGCAGAAGACUGCCAAGCCUGCGGAAAGCCCGGCUGCCUCAGAAGGGCCUUGUCCUGACAAACAGGAGGCGUCCCUGUCGUUACCAGUGACCUCCCUGCAGCUGACACCCCCAACCACUAGCUCUCCGAGUAAAGAUACCUCCAGAGCCCUCUCCCCGCCCCCUUCUCCUGGCGUUCCCCUUAUAGCUUCCUCGGCUCCCGCCCUGCCCGAGAAGCGCCGUUCCAUCCUCCGGGAGCCCACUUUCCGCUGGACUUCACUGAGCCCGACAUCAUCCCCAAAGGACCUGGGCAAGUCUCUCUUCCAGCUGCCCAGCGACGAUUCCCCAUCUUUGCCCAGCACUCCGGCGCCAACCCCUUCGCCCCCAGCCAAACGGACCCCUCUGCUGCGGGCGCCUCAGUUCACCCCGAGCGAAGCGCACCUGAAAAUCUACGAGUCACUGUCCGUGUCUUCCGAGGAGUCCGAACCGGUGCCUGCUUCUCCCGAGGUCAGGAGAGACCCCCCGGCAUCGCAGCAAGACUCCCCCAUGCUCCCCCACAAGCCGGUAGCCACCCGCAGCAGCAAGAGGCUUCUGGGGAGGACGAACCACCUCACCUUGCCUCUGUUCACGGAGGUCCCGAGGCCGCUGGGGGCUCAGGGCAAAGAGCUGAUCACCAUGGAGGACGUGAAUUCUCCCGGCGUGGUGCACAAGGUGGCCAUCCGGAGGGUCGUGCCUCCAGUGGCCCACGUGAAGGAGGCUGAGAGUUCGGAGAGUGAGGCGGAGCCUGCCAGCCCCUGUUUGGAGGAGCCGUUGCCCCCUCUGGAGGAGCCGAAGCCCAUUAUAACCCAACUGUCGAGCAUGGACAAAGUGUACAGCCUGCUCACUCGUGCCAAGGUGCAGCUUUUCAAGAUCGAUCAGCAGAAGCAUUUCAAGCUGGGUCCGGGCUGUCAAACCAUCAAGAUAGAUGCCCUCGAGCUUCCAAAGAUCCAGACCAAGCAGGAACCAAGCUCGGAACUUAAAACAGAUGGAGAAGACGGGAAAGAUGCAAGAAAGCAGGGCCAGGAAUCUCCAGUGCAGGGUCCUCGCAUCAAACACGUGUGCCGGCACGCCGCAGUGGCCCUGGGCCAGUCUCGUGCCAUGGUGCCGGAGGACGUGCCACGCCUCAGUGCUCUGCCACUGCGAGAGAGGGAGGAGAUUGCCGCUUCGCCCACUGUUGAGGGUCAGUGCCCCGGGGGUAGGCCAAAAGAGACCUCCUCGGCUUCCGAGAGCGAGUGCGGGCAGCAAAAGCAGGCGAAGGUGGAUACGGUCAUGAAGGCCGUGCCACACCCAGCACGCCGCCACGUCUCUCACCACCACGGCAAGAAGAACCGAAUGACCCGCUGCGGGAAGUGCAAAGGCUGCCUGAAGCUUCAGGACUGCGGGGAAUGCAUCAACUGUCUGGACAAGCCAAAGUUUGGUGGGCCGAACACCAAGAAGCAGUGCUGCGUGUAUCGGAAAUGCGACAAGAUAGAGGCGCGGCGGGUGGAGCGGCUGUCAAAGAAAGGUCGUGCUGUACCGAAGCCCAUUGUCACUUGGGAUUCCGAGGAUUCUCAAGAGGAGUUCCCAGCCCCUUGGGAGGUUAUGUUGGGAGCCACAGAGACAGCCGAGCAAGACUCCCUGUUGCAGCGCAAGUCGGCACGGCGCUGUGUCAAGCAGAGGCCCUCCUACGACAUAUUUGAAUCCUCUGACUCGGACGCAGAACCGGUAUCCGGCUCGGCCACCCAUCGCAGGAAAUCUUCGCGGGACUCAGAUUUGCUUCCCAUGGACUCUGAGGAACAGAGUAGGCCCCGCAGAACGCCUCUCCAGCCAGUGGUGCAGCUGAAAGCCCGGAAGAGGCCAGAGAAGGAUGUUGCCUCUUCUGGCACGCUCCCAUCAAUCUCCAAUGGCUGGAAUGGGAAGCACAAGUCUACAGAUGGCGUCCACCGGCUCAGGGUGGACUUCAAGGAGGACUGUGACCUGGAGAACGUCUGGCUGAUGGGCGGCCUCAGCAUCCUCACCUCGGUGCCGGUCACCACGCAGUUGGUGUGCCUCCUUUGUGCCAGCAAAGGUUUCCAUCAGCUCGUGUUCUGCCAGGUGUGUUGCGACCCUUUCCACACCUUCUGCCUAGAGGAAGACGAGCAGCCACUGCCCGAGCAGGAGGAAAGCUGGUGUUGCCGCCGCUGCAAAUUCUGUCACGUCUGUGGCCGCAAAAACAAGGCAUCCAAGCAAUUGCUGGAAUGUGAGCGCUGCAGGAACUGCUACCACCUGGCUUGUCUGGGACCCAACUACCCCACGAAACCUUUCCGUAAGAGGAAGGGCUGGAUCUGUUCGGCAUGCAUCCGCUGCAAGAGCUGCGGAACCGCUCCUGGGAAGAACUGGGACACCGAGUGGUCUAGCGAUUACAGCUUGUGCUCCGCCUGCUCAGUGCUGUACGAUAAAGGUAAUUACUGCCCUAUCUGCUUGCACUGUUACGAGGACAACGACUACGAGAGCAAGAUGAUGCAGUGUGCGAAGUGUGACCAUUGGGUGCAUGCCAAGUGCGAGGGCCUGUCAGACGAAGGCUACGAGAUCCUGUCCAGCUUGCCCGAGAGCGUCGUCUACUCCUGCCGCCCUUGCUGUGGCAGCGACAAGACCAAGUGGCGGGAGGUCCUCAGCUCAGAGCUGCGGAAGGGCCUUCGGCAGGUGCUGCAGGGCCUGCUGAGCUCCAGGUUCGCCGCUCCUCUGCUGCAGUGUGCCCAGUGUUGCCCCGACGACGGCGUGAAGGUUCACCUGCGGCCCUGCGACUUGCGCACGGUCGGCAAGCUCUUUGACCAGGGUCACUACUCAUCUGUGCACAGCUUCAAUGAGGACAUGGUGGGCGUCCUGUUGGGGCACGUGGAGGAGGGCCAAGCCGGCCUUAACGCAAAGGCAUUCUACGUUGAGCUGAUGGGAAAGUUCUUUGGCUGGUUUGAUGCUCAGGAUCCGAAGCACUGGACGCGCAACAGCAGCCUCCCCAACGGCAUGCUUCCCAAUGCAGUCCUGCCUCCCUCUUCCGACCACAUCUAUGCUCAGUGGAGGCAGCCUGAGGAGCUCCACUCCGGUGCCAACAGUCACCUGUCGCCGACGGACCCAGAGAAGACAGCCGGGAAGGACGCAGAGCAUUCCUUACCACAGCAGGAGCUGGCUGAUCCAGAAGACAAGCGGCAGUGUGCCCUGUGCCUCCAGUAUGGGGACGCCCCUUCCAAGGAUGCAGGCAGGCUGCUGUACAUCGGCCAGAACGAGUGGACCCACGUCAACUGUGCCAUCUGGUCAGCUGAAGUCUUUGAGGAGAACGACGGUUCCUUGAAGAACGUGCACGCUGCUGUGGCACGGGGCCGGCAAAUGCGCUGCGAGCACUGCCAGCGCACGGGCGCCACUGUCGGCUGCUGCCUCUCCGCCUGCCUCAGCAAUUACCACUUCAUGUGCGCCCGCCUACGCCACUGCACCUUCCAGGAUGACAAGAAGGUCUUUUGUCAGAAGCACAUUGAUCUCCUGGAUGGGACGGAGAUAGUGGCAGAAGAUGGCUUUGAUGUCUUGCGCCGCGUCUACGUCGACUUUGAGGGCAUCAGUUUCAAGAGGAAAUUCAUGGUGGGCCUGGAGCCGGACACCAUCAAGAUGAUGAUAGGUUCCAUGAAGAUUGAUAGUCUGGGGAUGCUGACGGACUUGUCGGAGUGCGAGGGACGUCUCUUUCCCGUAGGCUACCAGUGUUCCCGGAUUUAUUGGAGCACAGUGGACGCCCGCAAGCGGUGCUGGUACAAGUGCCGGGUCCUGGAGUACCGGCCAAAGCUGAGCCAGGAGGAGCCAGACGCUCUCGGGGUGCAGGAGGAGAACCACACCAUCGUGCACAGCCCAGCUGUCCCUGCAGAUGCUAACCUCGGAGAAAAGCAACUUCAGGACGUGGCGCCACCCUUGCUGCCACCGGAGCGUCACUCUCCCGCACAGAACCCAGGACCUCUGCCACCCCCGGAGCCUGCUAUAUCCAAGCCCAGACCUCUCUCUGGAGCUCGCAUCAAAGUGCCCAACUACUCCCCCACUCGGCGGCCUAUAAGUGGGGUGUCAUCCCGCCCGCUUCCCUCUCCCGGGAGUGCAUCAUCCAUGUCCCAUCACAUCUUGACAGUGGGAGACCCGGACUUCCCCACUCCACGCCGUACUCAGCGCCUCAGCCCCUUGUCGCCUAGCGGUGCCCCCCGCACCUGCCGGUCUUCCCUCCCCCCACAAGCCACUGCAAACAGGACUAGUCCCCCUGGCAUCAAUCUCAGGGCCAUGUUGCCUCUCCCAGGCGAACCCCCGGCUGGGAGUGGCUUUAGGCACACGUCUACCUCUGACGGGCAGCGGCCCGCACCUACCUCACCCCCUCCCUCGCCCCCAGCUGUACCCCCAGAGCUGGCUUUUGAGCUCAACGUCUCCGACUUGGAAUUUGACGACAGUCUCUUGGAUGAGCCCUUUCAGGAAGAGGAGCUGGGCGUGCCACGGACGUGCCCCUCGCCCAGCCUGGGGCUGCCUCAGUUGGACGGGCUGGGGGACGCAGAGAGUGAGGAAGAAGGAGACGCUGGGCGCUACUUCCGCUUUCCACGCACGGUGCUGACGCGAGAGCCGCCCCUGCCCUCGUACCCCCUGGACCUACCCCUGCCUCACAUCCACCAGCUGGACGGGAUAGACGACGGCACGGACAGCGAGGCGGAUGCCACAGGGGGGCACCCGUCGGCCAAAGGCAAGCAAGUGGAACCGAGGGUCGAGAGGGAGCUGGCUGGCCCCGCUCCCGCACCAGAGGACCUGCCUUCUGACAUUGUGGACUUUGUGCUGAAGAACAUGGAUGCCCCUGAAAGCAAGGCCCCGCUGCCCGUCUGCCCCAAUCGGACCUCUCCGCCCCUGCCACCCCCUACCUCUGCCAGUCUUAACGGCACUGAGUCAGCCCACCUGAGUCCUGCUCUGGAACCCACCCCAACCCUAAUGCUCAGUUGCGCCCAAGUGCCCAGCGGCCCCGAGGUGAAGGUGCUGAGCUCUGAGGGCCAAAAACCCGGCUCCAGAAUCAUCCUGGUGAACAAGCUGGGCCCGGUCUGUGUCAAAGUGCAGGGUGAAGAAGGCACAUUCGGUGCCCAAGACGGGGAGCAGGCCUCUGGCUGCAAGGCCAUACCAAAUCCUGCCCCGGCACAGCCCAUUCCCGGGCCGGGCCUUAACACAGUCAUUUUACGGGCACCGCUGAGCCUUGCUCCGAGCCCAGUUCCUUGGACCAUCGGGGGUCCAGUGCUCAGCAUGGUGCCCAUGAUGAACGUGGUGGGUGCCGCACCUCAGGCUGCUGCAGGGCAGCUGGCAUUGGGGCUCCCCCAGACCUGUCUGUUGCAGCCUGUCUCCGUGAAUCCAGAGGUGCUCAGCCUUCCACGCUUGGUGUCCUUACCCAGCCCCCGCCCGGCCAUCCGGGUCAAGAGGGUCUCCACCUUUGUUGGAAACGUGCCCAUGAAGAAGGCGAAGGUGGAUGGAGUCCAUGAAGAAGAUGCAUUGGUGGCGUCAUCUGCAGAGACUCCUGGUCAUUUGGUUAACAACUGCCUUUCUGGCAACACAGGAGGCUCUAGCAUCGGGAAGGUUCGGAUGAAGACCCCCACGACAAAGGGUGUCUUAGACCUAGAUGCACUGAAAGAGGAGGCGGGCACUGCCGGCAAGAAUGAGCUGUCCCCAGUGGAGCACUCCCCUUCCUCCACCGCGAUGCACUCCCGUCCCGGGACCCCAGAUCAGGGCCAGGAGCCUCUGCUGGAACCCAUCUGGCACAGAUAUGCAGUGGGCCUUUCUAGUUCAGAUGAGGACAACCUGAACCAGGAAGACAAAGAGAACGAGGUGCCCCGCAAGACGCAGCCCCACCUGCGCUUCGAGAUCACCAACGAGGACGGCUUGAACGUGCAGGCUGAAAGCAUUGAAGGUGCCUGGAAAGCAGUGAUUGAGAAAGUUCAGGAAGCUCGUACCAAUGGCAGGUUGAAGCACCUGUCCUUUGCAGGCAUGAACGGCGUGCGGAUGCUGGGGAUGCACCACGAUGCCAUCAUCUUCCUGGUGGAGCAGCUAUACGGGGCCAAGGCCUGCCAUAAAUACAAGUUCCGGUACCAUCAGCACGAAGGCGAGGAAGAGGAGCUGCCUCUCAACCCUCACGGCUGUGCCCGGGCCGAAUUCUAUGUGAGGAAAUGCACCUUUGACAUCUUCAACUUCCUGGCAUCCCAGCAUCGUGUGCUUCCCGAGGGUGGCCCCUAUGACGAAGAGGAGGAUGAAGUGCAGCUCAAGUCCACUAGGCGAGCAACCAGCUUGGAGCUGCCCAUGGCCAUGCGCUUUCGGCACUUGAAGAAAACCUCCAAGGAAGCUGUGGGCGUGUACAGGUCAGCUAUCCACGGCCGGGGUCUAUUCUGCAAGCGAAACAUUGACGCUGGUGAGAUGGUGAUAGAGUACUCGGGGAUAGUCAUCCGUUCCGUGCUGACAGACAAGCGGGAGAAAUACUAUGACAGCAAGGGCAUCGGGUGCUACAUGUUCCGCAUCGACGACUUCGACGUGGUGGACGCCACGAUGCACGGCAACGCUGCCCGCUUCAUCAACCACUCCUGCGAGCCCAACUGCUACUCGCGCGUCAUCCACGUGGAGGGCCAGAAGCACAUUGUCAUCUUCGCCCUGCGGCGCAUCUUUCGCGGGGAGGAGCUCACCUAUGACUACAAGUUCCCCAUCGAGGAUGCCGGCAGCAAGCUGCCUUGCAACUGCGGGGCCAAGCGCUGCCGCCGCUUCCUCAACUGAGGACUCGUUUCCUGGCUGCAGGCCUUCCCGGGUAGCAGCUGAGGAGGGUGGGCCAUGCCCAAGGGAGAGGAAAGGGUGGACCCAACUCUGCUGUACUGUUCCAACUGAGCCGCUGCCGCGGCUGCAGUGCUGGCUUUCGUUCUCAAGGCAUGGAGACGUUUCAUCUCCAAGAGCAUCAGUGAUGCCCAUUUAAUGUCAGAAAAGGAGGCCGUUGGCACGGCCCCAUCGCUUGAAUCUGUGGCUUGAAAUUAUGGCAGGCAGAGAUAUGGGACAAGUCUCAAAGGGUGUCUCCCGACCCCUUAUUUGUGCCCAUCUGCUUCAUGAAUCCUGAUUAUUAUUAUUAUUGUUAUUUUUCCCUUGUGGGGUGAGAACAGCAUUUUCUUUAAUUUUGUACUUUUAAAUUUUGUGAAUUCCCCCUUCCCCCUUGCUUAGAAUCUCUGUCUAAAAGGAAAAAAAAAACAUCAAACCCAGGAGGAUGUAAAUAUUUGUACAAAUUUCUAAACCUGUUUAUUUUCUAUGCACUUUUUUAUUUAAGAUGCUCAGUCAACUCAAGACGGGAAAGGGUUGGAUUCUUGUUGGUAUAAUUUUAAAUAAAACGCAAUUUUGACACGA